Molecule: messenger RNA, 1050 nt
Organism: Echinostoma caproni
Lineage: Eukaryota; Metazoa; Platyhelminthes; Trematoda; Plagiorchiida; Echinostomatidae
Source: the annotation of a GenBank genome assembly
CUGUCCGUUCCGGACCGUAUGCGAUCUGUCGGCACACCACCCAGUGUGGUUGUGUCUCCUCUUCUCCAAAAUGAGGACGGUGGUUCCGAGAACAAAAUUGGACGCUCCACCAGUUCAGAACCGCGAGCUGGUACUGCGAAUCGAUCGUUUUCGUUCACUGACUACGCUCCCGCCGGUCAUUUGUCAGCUGAUGAAAAUGAUGUGACUGCAGACACGUCGAGUCAGCCUUUCCUGACUGAUUAUCGUCGUCUUCGUGCCGGAAACCAACCGAUCCACUUGUUUGUCAUGCAUCCGAAACACGAAGAUACGAUUCGUCUAGAUCCGGGAAUAAAUAAAAUUACAUUAGUCAGCCAGAGUCCCGGAUUCCUCGUACCCGGAGAUAUUCGAAUAAGUGUGCUUAGCCGCAUCUCGAAGAACCGUCCCUCGACUACUAAAAAUGAAAGUGAAUCUUCUGAUACCACGCUACAUCUGGUCUCUCGUGUCCAAGCCAAGCAUUUCGAUUCAACUUGGUCCAGUCCAAAGUUACUGGACUCGUUGCUGCCAACAGUGCAUUAUUAUGGUCAAAUGGAAAUAAUGCGACCUCUUCGUGUGAUUCUGGGUCUGCGACAUUCGAUCGAUCUGCAGCUGGAACUGCGUAAACUCGGUUUGCCUGUACCAUUGGAAACAGGCAUUGGACUUUAUCGAAUUGUACAUCGUUUGAACGCAAAAGCACCCGGACCGCUGUCUCCCACAGACGUCCCAGCUCGUGUACCCAAAGUGGUGAACGACUAUCGUGUUUCACCUCUAUUCAAAGACACCAAUUCAAACCAGGCUGGCGAAUCUCAGAGCACUAAAUCUCGCUUCACCACAGUCGCACAACUGUCACCUAAUGACUAUCGAUGCGAUCUACAAGAUGGUCCAGUGCAGUUGGAUAGUACAGCUGAACUAAUUCCCAUAGAUGCCACCGGGUCCCUGAAUGGGGAGACGGCCCCAGCUAACCGAACGCGAUUCCGUCUCAGUCGGCCGUUGUGGAUCCGAGCGCUGGCCGAUAAAGAUGAGGUACGCUUCUAA